Ogataea parapolymorpha DL-1 is the source of this 1554-nucleotide messenger RNA. RefSeq names its product Enhancer of mRNA-decapping protein 3. Gene Ontology annotation, molecular function: mRNA binding. Gene Ontology annotation, cellular component: P-body. The record is from RefSeq and is a predicted model, not a curated record. The transcript has a single exon. Lineage: Eukaryota; Fungi; Ascomycota; Pichiomycetes; Pichiales; Pichiaceae. Bases 1 to 1554 code for a protein of 517 amino acids. Gene Ontology annotation, biological process: P-body assembly; deadenylation-independent decapping of nuclear-transcribed mRNA.
AUGUCACAAUUUUGCGGAUAUAGUCUUCAAAUUGAACUCAAUGAUCCUUUGGCUACCGUCUUGAAUGGAACGAUAACCGACAUUCAAGACAAAGAUUUGGUGUUAUCUAAUGUAACUUAUUCGAAUGGAGCUGAGCAUCGGGAUAAAGACAUGCUUAUAAAAGGCUCUGACAUUAAAGACUUGAAGGUUUUGGCUUUGCCUCCUAAGAAAAAGAAAGAAAAGAAGAAGAACAAGCAAGACAAAGAGAAUGAAAAUGGUGGUACUAGAUCUGGAACACCGACUGCGACAGGAAAACCGAAGAAUAAAAAAGAAAAACCGAAAGUUUCUCAAGAUCCUGACUUGCCAUAUAACUACCGAUCUAACGAGAUUGAUUGGCAGCACGAGAAUCCAGGGAGAUUGAAGGAAAUGGAAGUUUUUGAUUUUGCUUCUAAUCUACAAAAAUUCGAUAAGCAAUCAGUUUUCAAAGAAUUGUCCAAGCUGGACAAAGUGGAUCCGGCCAAUAGACUUGUCGGCCAUAAUAGAACUAACGAAAAGGUGAACUAUGACAAUACAGAGAUGGUACUGGAUAAAAAGCAAAAAGACGAAUGGGAUAAUAUUAUUUCCACCUCUGCUCAUAGAAACCCAAUCUCUGGCUCCCAAGAAAAUGAGAGUAGAACAUACAGUGGCAACUCAGAGAUUGUUCAUCAGCGCAAAAGUGUCACACCAGUUUUGGGGUCAAGCAUCAAAUUGUUUUCAAAGGACAGAGAACCAAUCCCAACAUGCUCUCCGAUACAACUGGCAGAUGUUCUUCAACUCAGUGCCGACAAUUUUGGGUUGACGGAUCGUGAAUUGACCUCAGAUACAGGCAAAAGUCUAGCAGAGUUAAUUAUCAAAGAGAUAACUGGCGACUUCAGGAUAUCAAAAAUGAACCAUAAUCCACCACCCUUGAUGUUGAUACUUGCAGGCAAUAAUAUAACUGGAGCCCGAGCGCUUUCUGCUGGAAGACAAUUGUUCAAUCACGGAAUAAGAGUAUUAAUUUAUGUUUUACACGAUUUUGAGCAUUCCGAAGAUGAAAUCCUUCCAUUAGUGAAGGAGAAUCUUGAGAUUUUAACGAACAUCGGAGGAAAGCGAAUCAACGACACCAGGGAACUGAAUUCUGUGCUGGAAAAGCUGGAUUCUCCAUUGGAGCUGAUAAUAGACGGGCUUCAGGGUUACGAUACGAACUUGAGUGAUUUACUUGAACCAGAACUAGAUCGCUCAAAACAGAUAGUUGAUUGGUGUAACAAAUGCGGCGUCUCCAUAUUGUCUUUAGACAUCCCAUCAGGAUUGGAUGCUUCUUCGGGUACAGCAGACUUUGACUCAUACAUCCUCUGCAACUACUUGGUCUCCGUUGGAAUACCUUUGAGCUCCAUUUUAAGUCUUUAUCGAUUCGGCUACUUCACAAAAGAGGAGUUAAAACAUUUUCUUGUCGAUUGCGGGAUUCCUAAGAGGGUCUUUACUCUUAAAUCCAAUCUCAGGAAGUUGGACAGAUACUGGUUUACUACAGACUGGUAUACUAGCCUGGAAGUUGAAUGA